Messenger RNA from Sorghum bicolor (sorghum), 1575 nucleotides. Its product is annotated as aspartyl protease family protein 2. NCBI's taxonomy places the organism in Eukaryota, Viridiplantae, Streptophyta, Magnoliopsida, Poales, Poaceae. The transcript has a single exon. Gene Ontology annotation, molecular function: aspartic-type endopeptidase activity. The record is from RefSeq and is a predicted model, not a curated record. Gene Ontology annotation, biological process: proteolysis. The coding region runs from base 43 to 1521 and encodes 492 amino acids.
CCUGCAUCCAGGCAUCACUCACCACUUGUUCUGAUCGAAGCAAUGCAAGCCAUGGCGUGGUCCUCUCUCGCUGGACUGCUGCUGCUGCUGCUGCUGGCCGCGUGCUCCGACGACACGAUCGCCGUCGUCGGGGUUGCCAACAAGCCCGUGGAGUACGAGUACCACAAUUUUCUAGCAUCCCCUCUCUCGCCCCACACAUACACUGCCCCGGCGGCUGCCGCCGCCAUGCCAUCGUCGUCGUCGGCUCUGCAGGUCCGCCUGGUCCACCGCGACUCGUUCGCGGUGAACGCCAGCGCAGCUGACCUCCUCGCGCGCCGCCUGCAGCGGGACAUGCGAAGGGCAGCGUGGAUCAUCACCAAGGCGGCCACACCGGCGGACCCGGAAAACGGCACGGUGGUGACCGGAGCGCCGACGAGCGGGGAGUACAUAGCCAAGAUCACCGUCGGCACGCCGUACGAAAACGACUCGAGCUUCGAGGCGCUCCUGUCGCCGGACAUGGGCAGCGACGUCACCUGGCUACAGUGCAUGCCGUGCUUCCGGUGCUACCAUCAGCCGGGCCCCGUGUACAACCGGUUGAAGUCAAGCUCGGCGAGCGACGUCGGCUGCUACGCGCCGGCGUGCCGCGCGCUGGGGAGCUCCGGCGGCUGCGUCCAGUUCCUCAACGAGUGCCAGUACAAGGUCGAGUACGGCGAUGGCUCGUCGUCGGCGGGCGAUUUCGGCGUCGAGACGCUGACCUUCCCGCCGGGCGUCCGCGUACCGGGCGUGGCGAUCGGGUGCGGCUCCGACAACCAGGGCCUGUUCCCAGCGCCGGCGGCGGGGAUCCUGGGCCUCGGCAGAGGGAGCUUGUCGUUCCCAAGCCAAAUCGCCGGCCGCUACGGCCGGAGCUUCUCCUAUUGCCUGGCCGGCCAAGGCACCGGCGGCCGGUCGUCGACGCUGACCUUCGGCUCAGGCGCCAGCGCCACCACCACCACCACCACGCCGCCGUCGUUCACGCCCAUGUUGACGAACUCGCGUAUGUAUACGUUCUACUACGUGGGUCUCGUCGGCAUCAGCGUGGGCGGCGUGCGUGUGCGGGGCGUCACCGAAUCUGACCUCCGCCUUGAUCCGUCCACGGGCCACGGCGGCGUCAUCGUGGACUCCGGCACCGCCGUGACCCGCCUCUCCGGCCCCGCGUACGCCGCGUUCCGUGACGCCUUCCGCGUGGCGGCGGUGAAGGAGCUCGGCUGGCCCUCCCCCGGCGGCCCCUUCGCCUUCUUCGAUACGUGCUAUAGCAGCGUGCGUGGACGCGUGAUGAAGAAGGUGCCUGCUGUGUCGAUGCACUUCGCCGGCGGCGUCGAGGUGAAGCUCCCGCCGCAGAACUACCUCAUCCCCGUGGACUCCAACAAGGGCACCAUGUGCUUCGCGUUCGCCGGCAGCGGCGACCGUGGUGUCUCCAUCAUCGGCAACAUCCAGCUGCAGGGUUUCCGCGUCGUGUACGACGUCGACGGCCAGCGUGUUGGGUUCGCGCCAAAUAGUUGCUGAUUUCGUUAACCACCGUCCGCUCUGUGGGUUCGUGUGAAAAUGAAUGUCAUAUUC